This is a messenger RNA of Aspergillus clavatus NRRL 1, 201 nucleotides long. RefSeq names its product YOS1 family protein. Gene Ontology annotation, cellular component: COPII-coated ER to Golgi transport vesicle; endoplasmic reticulum membrane; Golgi membrane. Gene Ontology annotation, biological process: endoplasmic reticulum to Golgi vesicle-mediated transport. The coding region runs from base 1 to 201 and encodes 66 amino acids. The record is from RefSeq and is a predicted model, not a curated record. NCBI's taxonomy places the organism in Eukaryota, Fungi, Ascomycota, Eurotiomycetes, Eurotiales, Aspergillaceae. The transcript has 3 exons.
AUGUUUCUCUUCGGUCUCGGGAAACUCUUCUACGUCGGAUGGGGCCGCACCCAGGCCGACCCUGCCUUCGGCACUUCGCAAGAUAGCACCAGCAUCAAAGCUAAAUCCGUGAACCUGAUCGCGAGUGUGCGCACGGUUAUGCGAAUACCCCUCAUCGUGAUCAAUACGACCAUCAUCAUCUACGAGCUUAUCCUUGGGUGA